AUGCCCGUGUGGAGCCGCACCUACGUGUGCUGCGCAGUCCCACUGUACAACUCGGGCAUCUACGCCAUCCUCGCCCAGUUCCUCGUCAUCUCCAUCGUCACGGGCGUCCUGUGCUUCGCCGCUCCCUCGAUCAUCUCGGUCACGACGCCAAGCUUCAUCUCGUACAUCCUCGGCAUCCUGUGCUUCGUGAUAGCCGCAGCCCAGCUCUUUGGCUUCAUCGGCGUCCUGCGCGACAAGCCUCGCCUCUUCAAGUCGUUCCUGCGCAUCAACGGCCUCCUCGUGUGCGCCGCGCUCCUCCUCGCGCUCGCCCUCAUCAUCAUCAGCGCCGUCAAGCACUCGGCCGGCGUCGACCAGUGCACCCGCCUCUUCUCGCUCGACGACACGGACAGCACCGCGCGCGACAUCUGCAACGUGUGGACCUGGAUACAGGUCGGCAUCAUGGGCCUCUUGUUCGUCAUCGUCGGCCUGUGCGAGCUCUACUUUGUCGCCUACACGAGCAUCUACGCCUCGGAGCAGCGCCUCGACCACGCCCGCUACGACUCGGUGUACUCGACCGCCGCACACGAGAUCCGCCAGUCGGGCCUGUGGGACGGCUCGGCCGCUCAGCCCGGCCAAGGGCGUCCGUCGUACGCCCCGGGCGACAGCGACGAGCUCAUGACGCCCGGCGGGUACGGCGGGUACGGUCACGCGCGCGAGGGCAGUCGUGCGAGCGGGCUCAGGAACGAGCUCGCGCGCGGCGGCGGCGACGAGGCGUACGACGCGCCGCCGGCGAGGGCGACGGGCGGCAAGCUGCGCAAGGGCGGCGGUGCGGUGCAGGCGACGAGCGUCGUCGGGUACCGGGACGAGGAGGAGUACGCGCCGUACGACUAUGGCGGCGACGAGGGCGGGUUCAGGCCGCCCGGCCAGAGCUCCGAGACGAGGAGGUGGUGA
This is a messenger RNA of Rhodotorula graminis WP1, 930 nucleotides long. RefSeq lists its product as uncharacterized. The record is from RefSeq and is a predicted model, not a curated record. The coding region runs from base 1 to 930 and encodes 309 amino acids. NCBI's taxonomy places the organism in Eukaryota, Fungi, Basidiomycota, Microbotryomycetes, Sporidiobolales, Sporidiobolaceae. The transcript has 6 exons.